AUGGGGUCUGCUCCGCAAAUCCAACCCGUGGGCCAAGGCCUUAUGAGAGAAGACGAACCUCUUCUUUCUCAGGAUAUCUCCGACCUGUCGAGUACCGAGGGUGACAGUGAUUCCGAGAGCGCCGAUACCGCCAUCUUCGAAGGCCACUCACUCCGCACGAGGAGAUUAGGUGCUGCGCCGUUGACAAUCAAUGGCCGACGGCUAUUAUCCGAUGAAAAUGAUGACGGCGGCCCUGACGGCAUGUCGGGACAAGCAGAAGACCAGGAAAAGCCGGUGACUUGGAGCUCGCUGCCGAAGAAAGGCCAACUAGCAAUUUUGACAUUUGCUCGAUUGUCGGAGCCCUUGACUCAGACUUCUCUGCAAGCAUAUAUGUUCUAUCAGCUCAAAUCUUUCGAUCCUUCCCUACCGGACUCGGAAAUCACUGUGCAGGCUGGUAUUCUCCAAGGUAGCUUCACAGCUGCGCAAUUUCUCACUGCUGUUUGGUGGGGCCGGCUCGCUGAUGCUGAAUGGAUGGGAAGGAAAAGAGUUCUUUUGAUUGGACUGCUGGGCACUUGUAUAUCUUGCCUGGGAUUCGGAUUUUCUCGGUCGUUUACUUCUGCCAUGGUCUUUCGGACACUUGGUGGAGUAUUAAACAGUAAUGUUGGCGUGAUGAGAACUUUAAUUGCGGAGAUCAUUGUUGAGAAGAAGUUUCAAUCCCGAGCAUUCCUGCUCCUCCCCAUGUGCUUCAACAUUGGUGUCAUCAUUGGUCCAAUACUCGGCGGCUCCUUGGCCGACCCUGUCCACAGCUUUCCGCAGUUAUUCGGGCCUGAUUCGGUCUUUGGUGGCAAGGAAGGUAUCUGGUGGAUGCAGCGCUGGCCGUAUGCGUUGCCCAAUGUGCUGAGUGCAAUCUUCAUCUUUGCAUCAGUACUCGCGGUCUUCCUUGGCCUCGAUGAAACACACGAAAUCGCACGAUACAGAAAAGACUGGGGCCGCAGACUGGGAAAGCGAAUCCAGCGAGCUCUGACCCGACCAAGCAAGUACCACCGUCCAUUACCACGAGCCCGGAACGAUGGCUCUGUCUAUCUCGACGACGAUGAGACCUGGUCGGUGCCAUCAAGUCCCGCCCGAUCACGCAUCCAAACCAGGGCACACAAACGCCCAGGCUUCCGACAGAUUUGGACACGCAAUGUCCUCCUGACCCUGCUGGCUCACUUCCUCCUUGCCUUCCACACGAGUGCUUUCGGCUCCAUGACGUUCGUCUUCCUUCCCACUCCCCGGGCCCCAGAGGGCUCCCGCAGAGGACUUUUCCACUUCAAUGGUGGACUGGGACUCCCGUCUUCCCGCGUUGGACUUGCUACAGCCAUCAUCGGCUUCGUUGGUCUGCCGCUGCAGAUCUUCCUCUAUCCGAAAAUACAGACAAAGCUCGGGACAAUGGCCUCGGCCCGUCUGUUCAUGCCAUUCUCGCCUCUAUCAUACAUCUUGAUGCCAUUCCUUGUGAUUCUUCCGCGCAUACCAUGGAUUGUAUGGCCUUGCUUUACUCUGGUCGUUAGCUUCCAGGUCAUCUCGCGGACAUUCAUCCUGCCCGCUGCCAUUAUUCUUGUCAAUAACUGUGUCACGGAUCCAUCUGUCUUGGGCACUGUUCAUGGCGUGGCGCAGAGUAUCUCCAGUGCGGCCCGCACCCUAGGUCCAUUCCUAGGUGGUUGGGGUCUUGGCCUAGGCCUUGAGAACAAUAUGAUUGGGGGUGUCUGGUGGGCAUUGGCUGUUGAGGCCCUGAUUGGAUGGGCUGUUUUCUACACCAUUUACGAGGGUAAGGGAAUUGAACGAAAGAAGGAAGUGGAGGAAGAUGAAGAAUGA
Molecule: messenger RNA, 1833 nt
Organism: Penicillium arizonense
Lineage: Eukaryota; Fungi; Ascomycota; Eurotiomycetes; Eurotiales; Aspergillaceae
Product: putative MFS multidrug transporter
Exons: 3
Coding region: 1-1833 (610 amino acids)
Biological process (GO): transmembrane transport
Molecular function (GO): transmembrane transporter activity
Source: RefSeq, a predicted model, not a curated record